Molecule: messenger RNA, 1403 nt
Organism: Nicotiana attenuata
Lineage: Eukaryota; Viridiplantae; Streptophyta; Magnoliopsida; Solanales; Solanaceae
Product: transcription factor bHLH113-like
Exons: 8
Coding region: 536-943 (135 amino acids)
Biological process (GO): regulation of transcription by RNA polymerase II
Cellular component (GO): nucleus
Molecular function (GO): protein dimerization activity; RNA polymerase II cis-regulatory region sequence-specific DNA binding; DNA-binding transcription factor activity, RNA polymerase II-specific
Source: RefSeq, a predicted model, not a curated record
ACACUCACAAACAUAUAGGAGUAGUACUAUAAAAACACUUUCAAAAACCCUUCCCACCUUCCACACUUCUCUUUCUCUUAGCAUCAUUCUUUAUCGUCUCAGGCCAAACCCUUUUACCAAAAAAGCUCUGUUUUUUUCUUCUGGAGUUAAGCAGUUACUCAUAUACUGCUUUAUAGAAUCGUUAAUUCUUUGGAAUUUGGAUGUGGGUUUUGAGUAAUCUUCAAGUGGAGUUUUGUCAUGUGUAGUUCGAAAUCAAGGUGGUUAUUUUUCAAAGUAUUGCAUGUUUGAAAUUGCUCCAGAAGUUUGACUGGAUUGUCUGCAUAUACAAUUCGGGCUCGACUAAUUCCAUGGGAUAUUUGCUACCUCCCACCAACACAGUAUGAUCAUUCAACUUUUAACGGCCAUCUGGUGCAACGCUACUGACAAAAUUUGUUAAGAGGUGAUAGUGUUUCUAAUCAGCGUGUCUUUCAGGACGUUGAGAAAACAAAGUAGGAUCACUAUUACUUUUUGGUGAGUUGAAACAAUAGAAAGAAAGAUGCUGCAACACAAAAGAAGCCCUAUUUCCCUUGAGCAUAGCACCAGCCUCACAUCUCUUACACCAAAACGACUUAAGGCCGAUAUAUCUAUUUCCUCCAAGGAGAAGAAGGAGAAGUUUGGUGAACGAAUAGUAGCUCUCCAGCAGCUGGUGUCGCCAUAUGGCAAGACAGAUACGGCUUCUGUUCUUUUUGAAGCAAUGGGAUACAUAAAAUUCCUCCAUGAACAAGUGAAGGUGUUGAGCGCACCAUACCUCGGAAGCAUGCCAAUGUCUAAGACACAGGAAUCACAACCUUGCAGCUUGAGAAGCAAAGGCUUAUGUCUUGUGCCAGCUUCAUAUACUGUUGGAGUAGUCAGCAGCAAUGGUGCUGAUAUUUGGGCUCCCAUUAAGACCUCACAAAAGUUCUAGAGAAUGAUAUCGGAUCAACUAUCGAUAGCAUCCCAUUUUAAGGUCUUGAAUUAAUAAUAACACAAAGCAUUUCCAAGAAAAGCAGCCGGAAAGAUGCAUCUUCGUCAUGGAGCUGCAGGUAUGGAUGACUUUCCUGGCAGGGUGCACUUGAUUUUAUGUGGUUCAAAUGUCUAAGGAUAACCUACGGCUCGUACUUCUGAUAGAUACUAGUAGCGAGAUCUAAUUUGAGGGCUAAUAUAAGGAUAGGAUGAGCUAUGUGUCCAGGUGUUAACAGAAAUGUAUAUUGAUAAAAGCAAAGUUAUGUAGUGAUCUUAGCUGGAUAUGUAUCAAGGUUGGACUUGUAUUAUAUGAGAAGCAUUGAGAAAGUCUAGAACAACUUAUUAAUUCAGGGACAAUAUUCUUAGCCACUCUCUUUGUUGUUGUUGUUGUUGUUGUUGUAAUGAUGUUCGUUUUGUUUAAA